GAGAUAGAAAUAUAUGUAUUUGAUAAUCGAUAUAGGCUUUUUAGACAGAGAAAGGGGGAGGAAGAAAGAAAGCAGAGAGUGCCUCUGUGAAUAAAAGAAAAACGGUAAAUUAUAGAAAGAGGAAAAACAUUUUCCCACUCUCUAUACGUACAAAUCAAUAUAUCUACACAUAGAGAGAGAAAAUCUGAAUCCUCGUUUCUGUUUUGUACUAAUCGAUGUUGUAUUUGUAUAUACACACUCCGGCGAAAAAUGUUCGAAUCUGAAUCCAACAUUCCGUUGCUGCUCCGAUCUUCGUUUGAUUCCUAAACCUAAAUCGGAAUUUUUUUCAAUGAAGUGAAAAUAGGAAGGGGAAUAGCACAAUUAGCUCUUGUUUUCUGAGGUCCCUUUUUAUAUAUUGCUGUUGCUUUUAUUUCUGAUUUUCCCGAGUGUCGGAGAAAAAUGGACGGUGGUGGUGGCGGUGGUGGAGAGGUGGCAUCAGCUGCGGCGGGUCCACCUGCGCCGCUCGACUGGAAAUUCUCUCAGGUCUUCGGCGAGAGGACGGCCGGCGAAGAAGUACAAGAAGUUGAUAUCAUCUCAGCAAUUGAGUUCGAUAAAACUGGCGACCAUCUAGCCACUGGUGACCGUGGUGGAAGGGUUGUGUUAUUUGAAAGGACUGAUUCGAAAGAGCAUGGUCGGAAUCGUAGAGACUUAGAGAGGAUGGACUAUUCAGUUGGUCGACAUCCUGAGUUCCGCUACAAAACUGAAUUCCAGAGCCAUGAACCUGAGUUCGAUUAUCUCAAAAGUUUGGAGAUCGAGGAGAAAAUCAACAAGAUUCGCUGGUGUCAGGCAGCUAAUGGUGCCCUGUUUCUUCUGUCUACUAAUGACAAAACCAUCAAGUUUUGGAAGGUCCAAGAGAAGAAAGUCAAAAAAAUUUCUGAUAUGAAUGCUGACACAUUUAAAGGUGCUGGAAACGGUAGUGUUGCAAGUUCCAGUGUUUCUUCUGGUCUGAAGCAAUGUCUUGCUAAUGGCAGCUAUUCUGACCGAUCUAACAACUCGUUGAGCAAUGACUUGUCCUUUCCACCUGGGGGCAUCCCCUCACUGCGAUUACCAGUGAUCACUAGCAGUGAGACAAAUCUUGUUGCAAGAUGCAGGAGAGUAUAUGCUCAUGCACAUGAUUACCACAUUAAUUCUAUCUCGAAUAACAGUGAUGGUGAAACAUUUAUAUCAGCUGAUGAUCUGCGGGUUAAUCUUUGGAACUUAGAAAUAAGCAAUCAGAGUUUCAAUAUUGUUGAUGUGAAACCAACAAAUAUGGAAGAUCUGACCGAGGUGAUUACAUCAGCAGAGUUUCAUCCUACUCAUUGCAACAUGUUAGCAUAUAGUAGUUCAAAAGGAUCAAUUCGUCUAAUUGAUCUGCGGCAAUCUGCCUUGUGUGAUUCACAUUCUAAGCUAUUUGAGGAACAGGAGGCACCUGGCUCAAGAUCCUUUUUCACUGAGAUAAUUGCUUCAAUAUCAGAUAUUAAAUUUGCAAAGGAUGGCAGAUAUAUACUCAGUCGUGAUUACAUGACCCUUAAGUUAUGGGAUAUUAAUAUGGAUUCUGGCCCAGUGUCGACUUUCCAGGUUCAUGAAUAUUUGAGACCAAAGCUAUGUGACCUGUAUGAAAAUGAUUCAAUUUUUGAUAAAUUUGAAUGCUGCUUGAGUGGUGAUGGCCUUCGAGUGGCAACUGGUUCUUACAGCAAUCUUUUCCGUGUGUUUGGUUGUGUUCCUGGGAGUACAGAGGCAACAACACUGGAAGCAAGCAAAAACCCGAUGAGGAGGCAGGUCCAGACCCCAUCAAGGCCUUCCAGAUCCCUGGGCAGUAGCAUCACCCGUGUUGUCCGAAGAGGUGCAGAGAGUCCGGGAGUUGAUGCCAAUGGGAAUUCCUUCGAUUUCACUACAAAGCUACUCCACUUGGCGUGGCAUCCCUCUGAAAACUCAAUUGCCUGUGCUGCUGCAAAUAGCUUGUACAUGUACUAUGCAUAAAACUCAGCUCCUCCGCGACCUGGUCGUCGUUCUCGGUUGCUUUUUUGAAUUGAAUGCUUCAUUCAGCGGAUUGAGGCUCUUCCAUUUUCUCACGUCUGAGUGCCUGGUAUAUCGCGUCAGGGUCCCCAAAGUGGUUCUGUAGAAUUUCACAAGGGAGCAAAUGUGUCGUUGUACCUCCGCAAAAACUGCCUUCCUUCUCCCAUCUUUUCUACAUUCACCUUCUAAAUUUCUUUUAUUUUUUGGUCACCUCUCAAAGAGAAAGAUGCAGCCCCCGUCUCACCACUGGUGCUGGAUAGAAGUCGGGAAGGAAUGCGAUUGUAGCUCUCCUACAAACAGAAGGUGUCUUAUAUUGCCUCUAGUUUUAAGGUAAAUGUAGUUUUUUACUUGCAAUUUGCUGGAGAGGAGCUGCUGCUAAAUUUCAGGGCAGGGCACUAAAAAGUUUUAUUAACUUGGAUGGAUCUCUCUUUUGUAGGAUAUUUUGGCCCUUUCCCUUUUUUCCUUUUUUGGAUAUAGAGUUUUAUUGAUAUUUCUUUUGUAAAAGUAUUGGACGUUUGGGUUCUAUUAAUUUGUACAAUAUUUUUCA
Molecule: messenger RNA, 2581 nt
Organism: Salvia miltiorrhiza (redroot sage)
Lineage: Eukaryota; Viridiplantae; Streptophyta; Magnoliopsida; Lamiales; Lamiaceae
Product: serine/threonine protein phosphatase 2A 55 kDa regulatory subunit B beta isoform-like
Exons: 14
Coding region: 439-1998 (519 amino acids)
Biological process (GO): peptidyl-serine dephosphorylation
Cellular component (GO): protein phosphatase type 2A complex; cytosol
Molecular function (GO): protein phosphatase regulator activity; protein binding
Source: RefSeq, a predicted model, not a curated record